Molecule: messenger RNA, 1009 nt
Organism: Mercurialis annua (annual mercury)
Lineage: Eukaryota; Viridiplantae; Streptophyta; Magnoliopsida; Malpighiales; Euphorbiaceae
Product: CASP-like protein 5B3
Exons: 3
Coding region: 321-779 (152 amino acids)
Cellular component (GO): plasma membrane
Source: RefSeq, a predicted model, not a curated record
UUAAACUUAUUACUCAAAGUCUCAAGACAACACUUCGCUUUACCUGUCCCCAUUUGUAAUAAUCUCUUACAAUUCUUUUUUUUUUUAAUUUCACAAUCUUCUUAGUUGCUUCUGCACACAAAUUUAGACUUACCCAGAAUAAAUUUUUUCCUUAAUUGUUCAAUUUCUGCUUCUGGGUAUCUUAAAGACCGGUUCUUUUCACUUGAACGGUCUUUGGUUUUUAUGGGUUGUUGUUUUGGAUGAUUUUUGGGAGAUGGGUAGGUUUGAUUGAUCAAUUUCAAUUACAAAGUUGAUAAUUUGUUGGGGUUUUGGUGGAGAAAAUGAAGGAUUUUGCUGGAACCCCAGGAACUUUGACUGCCCUUGUUUUGAGAAUUUCUCAGUGUAUUUUUGCAGCUGGUUCUAUCACUGCAAUGGCUACCACCUCCACCUUCUUCAAUUUCACUGCUUUCUGCUACUUGAUAGCUUCAAUGGGUUUACAAGUCAUAUGGAGCUUUGGCCUUGCAUUACUAGACGCUUAUUCCUUGGUUCGAAAGAAAGCUCUCCACAACUCCAUCUUGGUCAGCCUUUUCGUAGUUGGUGAUUGGGUAACAGCGACAUUGUCUCUUGCAGCAGCAUCUGCCUCGGCAGGAAUCACUGUGCUCUUAUUUCAUGAUGUUGGACAUUGUAACUAUUUGAGCGAAUGCCAAAAGUACCAAAUGUCGGUUGGAUUGGCCUUUUUGAGCUGGAUAGCCAUUGCCAUGUCAUCUCUAAUUAUGCUAUGGAUACUGGCUGCAGGUUAGCAACUAGUUUCUUGUAUUCAUUAAUGAAAACACUUAAAAUGUCAUCUAUCAUUCAUUAUAGAAAUUUUUGUCAUUCCACAGUGUGAAUAGAAAAGAAAAACAAGAAGAAUAGCAAAACCAUACCCAAACUGUAUUUUUUUACUUUAUUAUUCUUUCUCUCUUCUGCCAAGAGAGCUAAAGAUGAGUCGGUGAAACAAAACGAAAGACAAAUUUUUCCGGGUCGAUGAUAA